Molecule: messenger RNA, 696 nt
Organism: Cyclopterus lumpus (lumpfish)
Lineage: Eukaryota; Metazoa; Chordata; Actinopteri; Perciformes; Cyclopteridae
Gene: tmem130
Product: transmembrane protein 130
Source: RefSeq, a predicted model, not a curated record
AUGGAUCUUGAUGCUCCUUCCUCUGAAAACAUUGCUGGGAAGUUGGUUUUCUACCAGAUGGAGGGAAAUGCCACCUAUGUGAGGGACACAGGGGAACUGGCUUCAGAUGUUCCCACUGAGACCAUGUUUGAACUCUUUGAUCCCCAAAAUAAUUUCAGCACGGCAAAGUUCACCUAUACGUGGGACUUAGGCAACGGACAGGUGAUCCAAGGGACCGAGCCAGUUGUUCGCUAUCAUUACGCUGAGUCAGGGAACUACACACUGCGGCUGAAAGUCGGAGUGAAUGUGACCAAAUUCACCUCCAAUCACUCCACGGAUGUCCAAGUCCUCGAUGCCAUUAAAAACAUCGAACUGAAGGGGCCCUCAGAUUUCAAGGUGUCUCAGGACACUAAUUUGGCUUUUCAUGUUGAUGGAAGUACAAAUAUCUAUAAAACCCACUUGAUCUUCAUCCUGUCAUGUGCUGCCAUUCUUGUUGCCACCUUCUCCUUCAUCGUGGUCAUCGCCUGCCGCCCUCGUCAGCGCGACAGAUCUCAGAUUGCUACUUCACGCAACGCUAUAUUCCUGAAGAACCAAGACUCUGAGGGUCAAAGCGCAAUUGUUUUUAACUUCUCCAACGUGGAGAGGGGAGAGAAGGAGCCACUCCUCCUGCAGUAUGGGCCACAAUACUGGUCUCAAGCAUCACACUGCUCCCUUUAG